This is a messenger RNA of Aspergillus thermomutatus, 2448 nucleotides long. RefSeq lists its product as uncharacterized. Gene Ontology annotation, biological process: DNA-templated transcription. Lineage: Eukaryota; Fungi; Ascomycota; Eurotiomycetes; Eurotiales; Aspergillaceae. The transcript has 2 exons. Bases 1 to 2448 code for a protein of 815 amino acids. The record is from RefSeq and is a predicted model, not a curated record. Gene Ontology annotation, molecular function: zinc ion binding; DNA binding.
AUGAAAUCAACUCGUCCCAGCGCUCAAGGGUUCUCAGCGAACCGCGCUGAUACAACCCAUAAUUCUUUUGUGUCCGCGGGCGAUCUCCCUCCCACACAAGACAGAGCACUGUUGUCACUAUCCUCUGACAUCUCCGCGACUUUGGAUGUUCCUGAAUGCCUUGCACUGGAUGCACAUUGCCUUGUGACCGAAGUUGAACUGUGGCCACUGCACAGUUUAGAUGAUGGUACUUCAUUAUCUCAGGCGUUGUCGGAUAAUACAGGAUCGAGUCCACUGUUCUGUGAACGAGAUCAAAAGCGCUUGCGAAAGACUGCUUUGAGCGAGAACUUGACAACUAGACUGGUUGAUACCCAUGCAUCCCUUCCAAGGGAACGAUAUUUUCCCGAGCAAAUGGAGCUCUCGCGUGGGGAUCUCGCUGGUCUUGAAAUUUCAUCUAUGGGGAUGGGAUGCGAAGCAAUCCCCACCGGGUUCGAAUAUUCUCUAAUCGGAGGAGACUAUCCGACAGGCAAGAAAGAGUCGCAUAUCAUUAUUCGAGAAAUCGUGUGUGAAGCAGCCGCCGACUUCACAGUCGUUCCACGGAGAGACGCAGUUACCCGCAGUUAUAAACGAAGAUCUUUGUCGCAAGUGGUUGAGACAUGCUUUGACCUGUCCAGCGUGGCCCACGACAGGCAAACCCAUCUUUUGCAUGGUUUUAUCACCUCCUUCUUCGAAAACUUCCAUGACCUUUGGCCUAUAUCCUGGCGACAAGGUUUCGAUUAUGACUCUGUUGAACCUUUUUUGUACCUCGCAAUGACUUCCAUUGGCGCCAUGUACAGUGGUUCUUCGCAUGCAGCUGCAUAUGGUAUGGCUGUUUACCAAGAAUUGCGCCCAAUCCUUCUCAACGCAUGUCUGACAUGUCCCGAAACCCCGGUCAAAACGGAAGAGAUAUUCGAAGCUAUCCUCCUGACCGAGAUAAUGUCGUUGUACCUGGGUCGCUUCCAGGAAUCCAAAUACAUUCGUGAAGCCAGCACUCUCCUUGUAUCCUAUGCACAGAGGAUCAAGCUUUUUUCAGAACUCCCGGACCAACGGGGUCUUGUCGGUCACUGCGAUGGCAAUCAAUCUGAAGAGAGCCUCUUCCGCUGGAUCCGCAUGGAGAGACGACGGCGGCUGGCCUUCGCGUUUUUACAAUGCGAAACUUACUCCAGCAUUCUUUUCCACACACGGCCUCUGGUUUCGCAUCGCGAUUUUGACUUGAAAAUACCCUGCAGCCAGGAACUAUGGACCUAUGUCGGCCCAGACUGGCGCGAGAAGAUGUUGACUGCUUCUCAGGCGGCAAAUUCGCACACACUAUACGCGGACCUCGUUCACACCGCAACGGAUGGCACCUUCGGAAACUCUGCAGCACUUGAUGCCACAUCAAGCGAGCUUAUACUUUGCGGGCUACAGAUGUUGCUGCGAGAGGUUUCUGAACAAAACAGUCAUUCCAUCAUGCAUUCUACCCUUGCUUUCCAAAUGAUGAAUCCUCAACAUCACUCUGCAUUCCUUUUUGCGGCCGAUGGAAUGGCGCAGCAACAUCUGUCCCCUCGGUCUUGGACGAGCAUUCCCUACUCAGACCAAUCUUCAAGCUCCUCUGCGUCGUCACAUUUUGUUUCGAGUCAAAAUAUAUAUCCUGCGGAUUAUCAACAAGCUUGUCAAUCGUUGAACAACUGGAGAACCAUACAAGAAGUGCUUGAUCUUAUCUCUCCCCCGCACACCACACGCCCUGCACCGUGGCUCCUUUACCACAUAGGGUGUAUUAACCUUCAUGCUGAUAUUAAUGCUCUGCAAACACUAUUUGGCUGUUCCGGGGAAUCUAGGAACCAAGCAGAAACGCAAACCGCCGAAAAGAAAAUAAUGUCGUGGGCAUCCAGCUACGCGGCAAAGGUCGCACUGCAUCACGCAUACCAAAUAUGGCAAGUGGUAGAAACCAAUCUGCAACGAAAUGAGAUCAACAAUGCCUCGAACUCGAAUCACAAUCGUCAUAUCCUACCUAUUAUCUCUCUUUAUUAUGCGGGAAUGAUCAUGCGCGCCAUGGCUGAUCUUUAUCCCGAGGGGGAGGCUGAGAUCUGGUCACCUGAGAAUCCAGGCGCGGGGUCCGCGGGGUUCUGCCUCCCAAGGGGCAAUAUUUACGUAAUCCUCAAAAACAUCGGCGCGAUAGCUCCGAAAAUGAGUCCCAUGUGGGAGCCUGUCUCUGCCCUUAUUCUGAAAAUACAGAUCCUGUCGCUGAGCCCGAUGCCAACACCCUGGGAAUCCAAUCCAGGUGUUGAUAUAUAUCAACAGCCUGACAGACUGGGUUUAUGGUGGACCGGUAACUUGGGUAACGGACUGAACGGACUGGAUGCCAAUGGGCUUUUGUUGGGAUCACCGGGAAACGAGAUCUUAGGAAACGGAGAGGAAGCUAUCUGGAAACAAGAUCUGAGACUAAACUAA